CGCUCAUUCGCUCACGAGAGCGAGUGAGAGAUAGCGAGAGAGAGAGAGCGAGGGAGAGAGCGUGUGAGCAUUUAGUCCUGCCAGAGCACAGUAGUGCAACAUCAACGGAGACGGGAUAAAGAAGCUCUGUGCGAGGGACAAGGGAAACAGAGGAAUACACGUCUGAAGAAAAACAAAGAGGGGAUGGAAUGAAAAAAAGCAUCCUACUGCUGUUGGUUAUCCUGUUUCAUCCAAUUUCUGUUGGAGAAUUCCAUAAGCAAAGAAACAGAGAAAACACAUACAUGUGAUAUAUAUCUAAAAUUCCUAUACAUAUAUAUCAAAUUAUGCCUGUUUUCACAGAAGCUGCUUUGGGGGAAGGACUGUGUUGAGGUCCCUUGCAUAACAAUUGGAAGACUGCUUUAAUGUGCAGCAUUUGGUAAAACUGUUGCAUAUUAAUGCUUUUUGCAAAUGAGCGUGAUAAAAGACCACAAACAACACAAACAGCUUUGCUGCAGUCCCAUUUUUGAAGGCUUCUUGAAAACAGGAUUUUGCAUUGCCUUUUGUUGUCGCCUCUCCAGUUAUCCUGCCCUUGGAACAGGCUGGGGAGUUGAGGCUUGGGUGUGUUGCAUGGACCGCAGUCCACAGGCUCAGUAAUACCCUCCUGUAUUCACAGCAGUAACGCGGCAGAAAGCCUGCUCUUUAGUUGUGUCUGAAAGAGGGAGAGGUAAGUGAGGAAGACAGAAGAAAGCAGAGAGCAAGAAACAACAAAAAGCAGCAGAGAGGGAUUAUGGAGUCGUGGUAAAUAAACAAAGACAAGGAAAACAAGGAAGGGACUACAGUAAAGAAGUGGGACACUACGUAGAAAUGUAAUUACACCACAUGUUCGCUCAAAAGUGAGCUUCUCAUAAAUUUAGACUAGGGAGGACUGGACUAGACUCCACAGGCUGGGGGGAUUGUUCAGCACGCUGCCCUUGUCAUUCCCCUAUCCCCUGCUUGGUAGCACUUGUGGGGUUGUAGUUGUCUGGCAGCAGAGCUGUAUUGGUGACCCCAUCCUUUUAGGUUCCCUCUCAGGUGUGGUGUGGAGCCGAACCGACAGCACCAAGAGAAACCCACAACAACAGAGAGUGACUGGACCCCCAUCCCUCUAAACCCAUUAAGCCAAACUGACACUGACGGAGCGCUGUCGCCUAUGGAUUUGAACGUGUGUGUGUGUGUGUGUGUCUGUGAGAGUGUGUGCAUGUGUGUGUGAGCGUGUGGGAUAAAGGCUGCCUGCCUCAGGUGCUGAGGACUGCUUUUAAGUCUGGACUAAAUCAUCAUUUCAGUUUAGAUCUCGUAGGACAAUAUUGAAGAACUACAGACUGUGCUUUCACUGGAGGGGGUGGAAACAAAAACCCACAUACCUUUUUUUUCUGGGCAUAAUACAAUAUUGAAGACCAAUUGUAGAAUAGUAUCUAACUGGAAUUGCACAUCUGGAAAGGAAAGGAAUGAGAGCAUCAUGUUUCACUUAGCAAAGGGAUUCAAAAUGUCUACAAGAAAAAUAACAAAGAAUCAAAUGAACAUUCAGGUGGAGACCAGGCAGUUGCUAGAGGCAAGAUAAUCUGAGAGGGGAAUAUCAACAACUCCCAUAUUUAUAGAUUAUGACAAGUGGAUUAUCUAGAAGUUCCAGUGCUUUGUCGUUUCCCCCACUUCAGCAUUGAUUAAUGCUUGGCAGGGCAAUUAUUAAAAUCUGUGUGUCCCUCUCCUAAAUGAAGACGUUUACAGAAAGGAGCUUGGAGCCUUGAGGAAUCUGCUUUUCUGCUGGCGCUGUUGGGAUUCCAAAUCUCUCUGGUUUACGGAUAACAUUUUUCCUAUUGUGGUGAGAUUUCUUUUAAAUGUCACGGGCCAGUUCAUUUCUGGGUGACACCUCCUAAACUGGAGGUGCUCCAGAUUUCAGAUCACAUCUGCUAUUGACAUUUGGCAGAAAAGGGCGGUAUUUUUGCAACGCUGCCAGAACUGUGUGUCUGAGUCUGGGACUGAAUCACUGGGGACUCAUUCGUGAGGAGCAGGUUGAGAUUCGAGGUUAGUUUGUUUCACUUACUUGCUCAUCCCCCUUCUUGAUGGCAAUUUAUUACUUCACACUGAGCCUCCUGUACCUGAGUGUCGUAAUAACUCUCAGCAAGGUAAUUGAAAGCUCUUAUUCUUUCAGGCAGCUGCUAUGAAUAUAGGCUAAUCCAUAAGCUCUCAACUCCUUUUCAAAUCUCUAGUGUAUGAAAUACCGAAAAGGCUAUUUUUCCAUGUCAGUUUUUUUUGGCCAGUAAAGAAGCCUGCGUUUCUGAAGUUGGUGUUAAUUGGCCUGCACCAGCUUUGAGACACUUCAGCAACUGAACAGAAGCAGCAUCCACAGGUAUCAAACAUGGCUGCCCAUUCUGUGCUCAUCUGCCUCGCCUUCAGCCUUCUGCUGGGCUUCACUUCACUGGGCCAGAACUCUAGGGAGGCUGGGGCCGAUGCCCAGGCCACCAACCAGACGGCAGCCACCUCUAAUUCUCUGGAGGCUACGCUGGCCACUCCGGUAGCGGAGGACCAGACCAUCCCGAUGAUAGGCAGCCGCUGCCGGGGCUACUACGACGUCAUGGGCCAAUGGGACCCACCGUUCAACUGCAAUGCUGGCGUCUACCUGUUCUGUUGCGGCUCCUGCUUUUACCGCUUCUGCUGCCAGUUCAAGGUGCACAGCCUGGAGCAGGAGUCCUGCUCCAACUACGACACGCCCGUCUGGGCCAACACCGGCAAGCCGGCAGCCCCCGUCACUGAGGUGCAGGAGGAGCCCGACCGAGACCGCACCCACAUGAUCGUCUACAUCAUCUGUGGCGUGGUGGCCAUUAUGGUGCUGGUGGGCAUCUUCACCAAGUUGGGCCUGGAGAAGAGCAGAGGUGGCCAGACAGACAUGACCAACUCUAGGGCCUUGACAGAGUUGUUGAAGCAGCCCGGAGAGGUGGGCGGAGUGGGCGGGGCCGGGGGUCACCACCCCAUAGGGACCAAUGGGAUCUCUGGCAGGUCACUGCGCAGCAACAACGAUCACAACCACCUGAAUAACGCUGCCCUCUCACCCCUGGGUCCAGCGAUGGCGCUCUCCCACCCUCACAACAACCUUGGUCUGGGCUUUAACAAAUGUGCCUCCCUCAAGGCUGUGGGGGUUUGGCCACUGGAUAACAGAGCUCUUACUGUAUCUGAACAAAGGAGGACAUUGUUGAGGUCUCUGGGGGUACCAGCAGAUACGGCAGCAAGAGACUACUACAAGGGCUACCCCAUGGUGGACUACUCCCGCCAUCACUCCUCGCCCCCCACCUUCCAGCCCAUCGCCUUUCACAAGGACAAGCCCUUCCUGCCCCCUCCAGACAUCCACGCCCCACUGGCCAUAACCAUCACUGCCGCCCAGCUCCCCAAGCCCAAGGUCUCCAAGACUAACACCCACCCGCUUACCUCCAGCUCAGCCUUCAAAGUCUGGGACCCUAGUAAGGGCCAUGUCCAGCAUCCAACGGCCUCCCACAUCGGGCAGACACAGCUGCAGCAUCCGCAGCAUUCGCAGCAUCCUCAGCAUCAGCAGCAUCAGCAGCAUCCGCAACAUCAACAACAUCAACAACAUCAACAGCAGUUACAUCAACAGCAGUUACAUCAACAGCCCAACAGCCGCCGGCAGGCCUACUCCAACAAGCGGCAGUUCAGCAUUGAGACACUCCCGGAACUCUUCUCCCAGCCUCUGGGCUAUGGACAGUCGCCCCACAUGCACCCCAAAAACAAAGGGCUGCCCACCAACAGCAAGACAGAGGUCACAGUCUGAGCAUGAACGUUUGGAGAGUAGGAAAGCAAGAAAAGAGUCUAUAGGACUGGGAGUAAGGCCUGGGAGCGAGAGCUUUUUGUACGAAUCAAUGUCGUGUUGAUGGCUGUGGGGAAUGGACAGGGACAGGCAAUCUUCUAUUGCAGGUUUUCUUUGUUGUUGAUAAUGUAACACCCAAAAGGGAAGGUAAUGAUCACAUGAAGUGACUCGCUCUCUCUAAACCUGGUUCUUUUAAAUUCCCUCUCUGUCCCAGCGUCCUCCCUGUUUUGUUUUGGUCAAUCUCCUCUUUGCUCCCCCUGGCACCACUACUCUACAAAUCCCCCCCCUCCACACACACACACACACUUACACACUCUCCUACUGUUUGCAGCCUGUCAGAGUGGUACACAUGGGUAAAGCACCCCCAGGACCCUGAACAACAGCAGUGACAAUGCCAUUGUCUUGUCAGCUCCCAUCACUCUCCAUCCAGAACAGAGUGAGAUACCAUUCUGGAAAAUCUGUACCAGUGAGAGAGAGAGAGAGAGAGGGAGAGGGAGAGAGAGAAACAGCGGGAAAGGAGGUGCUUGUUUAUUCAUCCUGAAGCGUAAGGGAUGAGGAACCAAGCCGGACAGAGGUUUGGUGCGGCAAGCACCUCCUGUUCGUCACCUGCUGGAGAAGAGCCCUGAAGCUUCAGGCCCCCUGGUCGUCAGAACUGGGGAAUCUCACACAGUGGUUGUGUCUGGAGACUCCCUGGGGAUCGUCAGUGUCCACGUCUCUCAGCGUUGUGUUGUUUGCUGUUGUCUUAAUCGGUGACGCAUGCAUCGGAAAGGGCAAACAGCACAGGUAUCAGCGAGGUCACCACAUUCGUGUUGAAUGGAACCGUCUGUGUUAGUGAAGCUUCAGCAGAGGCCCGAUGCAAAUCGCAAGGGACAAUAGGCGCCUGCAAGACGGCAGGACAGGUCACCGUGUCUGUCCUGGGUAAUAUGGUGCCAAAGGCAAUACAACACUGGGAAGUUGUAGUUGUGAGGUAAAGGUCAUUGCUUUUUUAUUUUAUCUUAGCUUUGGCUUGCUGUUGAAGAAUUUACCCAAACAUGAAUGCACGAAGGUCAGGAAGGAAGGAAAAUCAUACAGAGUAUUUUAUUAAAGUAUGUCUUCCAGACUGGCAGCAAUUCAUGUGAUGCAUGCAUAUAUUAUUGUAAUAUUAAAAUAGGCUUUAAUAUGAUCAUUUUGUUGAAUGCAGUUGUAUGGUUCAUCUAUAUGUAUAAUGAGUCACUGUAAAUGCAGCUGGGUUGAAGCUAGUGGCUAAACAUAGACAUUACAGUAAGUCAUUCCCAACCACAGGGAUUAUUUCCAAUAGUCAAGCUACAGGAGAGCAAGAAACUCCUCUUGGCUCGUUAUCAUUUUACACUUGACCGCAAGGUACAAUAUUUGCAUGGAAAUCUGAUACGUCUAAGUUCACACAAGCGCCGUCCUUCACCGUACGUUUCAGUGGACUCUCCUGCAAUUUAGCCCAAGCCUCAAGCUUAAUUUAUUAUCAUAAGUAAACAAGUUACGCCGCAGUGCAUACCUACGCCCAGGGUAUUCCAGACAGGUGGAACCGUAUCAACGGAUGGCAGCCAGUCAGUCGUGUUUACUAGAGUCAUUCACCAUUUGCUGCUACUGUUGCUCCUCCCCACCAACCAGCUUCCAGCCUGUCCCUGAGCUCCACCAGACCCCCUUUCCUCUGCUCUUCCUUUCCCCAGUGGGCUUGACUUAUGGUGGGAGCCUCCAGCAUCCAACCCCUGCAUGGUCUUCCAAGCUGUUCCCAGCCAGGGGACACCAUGCCUCCUCAUGGGGGGUGCAGCCAUAACUAAUGAUACCCAAUCGCCAGCAUGGCAGGCCCUCACACACUCUCACACACUAGGCAUGCAUGGAGUGGAGCAGGGCUUUCACAGUGUUAAAUGAUUUGGAGAUUCAUUCGGCUGCUAUUGUUGAGCCAUUCUGUGUUAUGGACAGACACCAAGUGGUUUCACUGUAGCCUAUGCAGCAUCAUGAUAUGGAAUAUAGGACAUUUGAAUUGAUUUAAACUACGUGCAGCCGAUGGAGUCAUUCGUGUUGGAAUUGGAGACAAUUAUGGGUUAAUGCUUAUGUUACAUUUCAUUGGGGAUUUGAAUUAUCUGUCCACGGUUCAUACUUCAGGAUUUCUAAAGCUGUUAUGUAAUCUACAUAAGACCCACUUGGAGUUGUUGUUUUUAUGAUAUGGUUGAAUAAAAGUACAUCAGAAAUAGAGAAGUGUUGGGAAAUGCACAGUACAUGUAUAAAUAUGCAUCAUGCACAUCUGCACUCAUAGCUGCCGUAUGCAGCAUGCACGGUACCCAUUUAGCUUUCUCUAACUUCAAUUCAUAAAAGUGAGGCUGGGUUUUAGACACAAUGAUUCUUAGCUUAACAGCCCAGCCAUAUAAAGUAUUCUAUGGAGUCUCUCCUUUAUCGUUCAGGAUGCAUUACUGGUUGUGAACAAGCAAUGGAUGUGUGCAAGUAACAAGCAAUAUGUUCUGUCUGCAAAGCAAUAAGUACCCAUCUAUCUGCAAACCCUCUCUCUGGAGUCUGACUUUGGACCAUUCCGGAGUCCUUUAAAUGUGGGGAGCUGAGGUGGAAGCAGAGCUACAUAGACCAAGAUUUUUCAGGCUCUUCUGAAAGUUAUUUUGGACUAUUUUCUCAGAAACCAGACCACAGAGCUUUUCACAGAGCUUAUUUUAAUUUUCUCUUCUCUCUCCUCGUGCGCUUCUCUGGCAGAGGAAGUUGUAUCAGCGAAUCAGAACUCUGAGAACCCUUUCCACUCAGAAAAAAAGCUUGAUUAGCUCUCCAUGACCUUUUACUAUUGGACGGAUUCAAAUGUUAUUUUACAGACACAAUUCCAGCAAGGCCAUACUAAGAAAACACAAACCUACAAGCAGUUAUCAGGGCUGGCCUGCAAGAGUGGACACCUCUGAAACCUCAGCUGAGCUCUACAGGCUGCAGGCACUAGGAUAGUUUUGCUAAUGCUAGCUGAACGAUGCUGACGUUGUGACACAUGGAUCCUUCAGGCUCCAGGGAGUCUCCAUGAGGAGGGUGAGUCUCUGUGAGGCCUCAAGGACAAACACAGCCUGGGGCCAAGCUGACAGCUAGCGAGGCACCAGGAUGUUGCCAGGCUAGCGCCUUGGCUUGCCUCCUAUAGUAGAACGAAGCACUGUAAUUGGCUGAGAUUCCACCUUAAUGUCCCUCUUCUUCCCAUCCUAGUGCUGAGCGAAUGUUGACCCGCAGGUAUAUCUGACUCACGGGAGACAAACACUGCUGACUGUUCUAAACAGUGACACCCUACUUGAGUAUAAUUUACCCGGUGAAGGGCCUUUUUGGCCCACAGGUAUGCCAGAGUCUUUUUGCCGCAGGCCUCUGUACAGUGAAUCCUACACCAAUACUGUCACAGUAAGCCCGAUGGUUUUGGAUUGCCUCAGUCUGUGUUGGACAGUCAAAAGUGAAUUAAAGCUGUCGAAGGCUUACUGGCCCAAAGUUUUGCCUCAGUUUCUCAACACUGGACGAGGAGCAGGACAGAGCAGCCAUGUAUAUUUCACAGUCGUCCAUUCUGUGGUUGUAGGUGCUGGACCAAAAUAAUUCUUAUCAGGAGAAAUUGAGUACACGUAACUGAUAGCACACAGUGGGAAUGUCAGACUGUGGACCAUCAGCUUAGUGUGCAUACUCAAUCUCUAUGAUUACACUGUAUAUACGGCACCCUAAAAGAGCUGAAUGACUGUUCUUUGUAAAACUUCCUUAAACGCAACUAUUCUACAACAGGUUAUCUGAAUGCAACCUGGUAGACAUACUUGGGUUUCAUCCGUAGCAAUAUAUUGUGUAUGAUUUUUUUGUACGGUAUUUGGAUUGGAAGUUCUUUCAAAAAAAGCAGCGUUUGACUGACGAGAGAUGAAGUGCUUUCAGAUUCAAAACUGGCCACGCACAGAAAACGUCCUGUGUUUGAAGCUUGUGCUUUUUCGGAUACUAUGUAUGGUACAUACACUCAUGUAUUCAUGUCAAAAAAUGCAUUGUAUUCAAGUGCUUUUGGCAACACAUUAGUUAACAAUGACGAUUGAAGAUUUGUGAUUCCUGUGCAACUUAUAUCUGCAAAUCAUGUGUUGUUCCAUACUUUUGGUAGUCGACUACCUUUGAUUGUUACGUACUUGUGUAUAUAUAUUGUACCACUUGUCUUCUGUAAAAAUGGUUAAAUACUUGUUUUAUAUAAGGGCUUUUUAUAGACUUAAACAAGAAAAACAUCUUUCUCUCGUUUUGCGUUGAGUGGAGAGCUACCAGUGUUUGGGUACCCAGAUUGCGGUGUCCAAAUGAAUUUGUUCUGACAUCUCCGAUUUGGCUGAAUCUGUUUCUUUGGGUUGUUAGCUGGCAGAAGCGUUUCAAACCCCUGGUGUAUGUGAAGUUAUCUGACAACAUGCGAGGCUAAGGAGGGGAGGCCUACUCCUCAUUCUAUCAGCUAAAAGUCCCCCCUUCCCCCUACUCCACUCUGUAAAGCAGGGCAAAUACUGGUACUCUUUUUAAUCUUAACCUUACGAGGGGGCCCAGUAUCAGCAAGAUUUCUUUACCAUUAAGCCGCCAUACCCACCUCUUCCCCAGCACCAUGAAACAGUAUCCGUGGGUGCGUAAACUCUAAGACAACAAGGAAGAAACCAUAGGGAGGAUUUUAAAUGACGUCCUUAACCAAGCAUCUAUCAAUUACCUUUGCAAUGCCUGUAGACUUGGUCAAUAAACUAGCCCAAUUAUAAAUGUAAAAUUUGAUUGUUUUAAAUGAAAUUGUCAUCUAAUUUGAUUUAUAUUGAAGGUUGUCCAAAAUUGGUUUGGACACCUCUUAAUAUGCCCAGGCUGUCUAGAUAGAAUGGAGAUACAAGGUAAUUAAGGUGCUGGAACAUUGCAUGUUUUGACCAGAAAUUAUAUUAAUUUAGCUGACGGGCCUGUACUAAUUAUACUGCCCUGACAUCUAAAAAUAAUCCUUGUUGUUGCAGGUGUUCUUAUGUUCUCUGUUUACAUGUGGUUUUGAUUAUGCAGUUCUUUAUUCAUAGUUAAAGGCCACGAGAAAUGGAGCUAAAAAUGUAUAUUUAAUGUCUAGAAAAAUGUGUAGGCCUACAUGAUGUGAAUACAUGUGUACACACAAACACACACUGACACAGUAAAUACAAUUCCAGAAGAACAGGCAAGACAAAUGAAAAGCAUAUUUUAUGUUAAUUUGGAGGCUAUCAUUCACAUUGUAUAAGGAAGACAGGCACUGUCAACAGAAGAAAAAAAAUUGAAGUCCAACCCUUUGGUCUGCUGGGCAUGUUCUCCAUGAGUUCAGCAUUUAUCUGGGCAUCCCUUUCUCCUAGUGCCCUGCAUUUGUUUUGUUCUGCCACCCCAUCCCAAACGGAGACCCAGGCCAGCUGUCACUGAUGUUUCACUUCAUUUAUAUGUCUCCAGGGUCUGGACUGACUCCAUCAGAGACAGCAAAGAGCCAAACGCCACAAACCACAUCCCUCUCUUGCUCUCUCUCACAUCCUCCCACUCCAGUAGUGGACAACCUGAGGCAAUGUCCUGAAUUAGGAAUGUUAAAUGUUCAGGUUAAAAGACUCUGAAAUACAUAGCAGCACACUCCUUUUAUAGAGCGUUAAUAUAACUACACUAAAGGUUUACAGGCAUUUGGGCAGCAGAUCAGUUGAUAGGAGUGUUCCAAUGAGCUCCUUCCACAAAGACAGAGGACAUUGAUAUGAGGGGAAUUAAAAACCCCUCCAACCCAACCUUAACACUUCAGUCCUAUGCAGAUUCAAUCGGUCUCAUAAAGACACCCUCAUAGCCUCAAUAGGGUCCUUUCAUUCCCUAGCUGUUUAUUUACAUUUUAAAAGAGGUUAUCAUUGAGGAUGAUGAUGACAACAAUGAUGAAGAUUGUUUCCAUUUUUACAGCACUAAUUACAAUAAUUUUUGAGGAAGAGUCAAGGUCAAAGUUAUUGUCUGGCUUUUUAACCAUCUCUUUUCAGAGGAAACCUUACUAAGUGUUCUUUGUAUGAACUUGAUAAAAAAUUAAAAUGGUCAGAGAA
Molecule: messenger RNA, 9849 nt
Organism: Oncorhynchus mykiss (rainbow trout)
Lineage: Eukaryota; Metazoa; Chordata; Actinopteri; Salmoniformes; Salmonidae
Product: protein shisa-9
Biological process (GO): regulation of AMPA receptor activity; regulation of short-term neuronal synaptic plasticity
Cellular component (GO): postsynaptic density; postsynaptic membrane; dendritic spine membrane
Source: RefSeq, a predicted model, not a curated record